Molecule: messenger RNA, 693 nt
Organism: Racocetra fulgida
Lineage: Eukaryota; Fungi; Glomeromycota; Glomeromycetes; Diversisporales; Gigasporaceae
Source: the annotation of a GenBank genome assembly
GUUUAUUAAUUAGAAGAAUGCCUGUAUACUUUUCGGAAAUUGAUUUAAAUUGGGUCAAAGAAAUAAUUGAAAGCACCCAAUUACUUAUUAACAAUUCCGGUCAAAUGCAAAAUCAAAGUGGAUAUACUGCACCAACAAAUACAUCAGAAUAUUAUUAUGGGAAUAGUAAUACUCCAGCUGGAGGUAACGGAAACGGUAGCAGUGGUACAAAUCCUCAACCAACGGCACCUCCGUCGGCAUCAUCGCAGGGAUAUACUUCUCGCGAUGGUUAUGAAGUGAGUGGAUACUCCUCUGGUUAUGAGUACGGAAAUUAUCCUACACCUGCAACUUCAGGGAACUUUCAAGCAGGUCCAGGCUCAUCAGGUGGUUCUACAACUCAACAAUACAAUUCAAGUGGUGGUUAUAACAGUGGAACAAAUAAAACGGGCUAUUCAGAUCGAGAUAACGAUUAUGGUGAAGGUCCCGGUUAUGGCGGCAAUAAAAAUCCUUAUGGUGAUAACUAUGGUGGUAACUACAAAUCUCGUGAAAAUAACCGAGAAGGUGGUUAUGGUCCAUCAUCCAAAGAUGGCGCUUCAUACGAUAAUUUCGGAAACCAUCCUGAAGACGGUUCAGUAGUUCAAAAAAGUACCGAUACCGUUUAUAUUUCAAAUUUAAGCAAGGAGGUUACUGAAGAGAAAUUGGCCGAUUAUUUCG